UACAAUUUUUAUUUGAUUCCAGUGGUCGGAGGUAGAAGAAAUGGACACGGACGAUGUGGAGGAAGAGUUCCAAAAACGCCUGGAUGACAUCGCCAUAAACCGAUGCUGCUGCCUGGUUUACACGUCCGGCACCGUUGGCAAUCCGAAGGGCGUCAUGAUGUCGCACGAUAGCCUGACGUGGGAUUCGUACACUAUUGGCAAACGGUUGGACCAGAUCCAGUACGGCAAGGAAGUGCUGGUAUCGUUUCUGCCGCUGAGUCACAUCGCAGCCCAGAUGGUGGACAUUUUCCUGUCCCUCCAGUUCGCCUGUACCGUAUAUUUUGCCGAUAAGGACGCCAUGAAGGGUACCCUGGUUAACACACUGCAGGAGGCGCGUCCCACUCGGAUGUUGGCCGUACCGAGAGUUUACGAGAAAAUUCAAGAGAAAAUGAUGUCAGUGGGGGCCCAAAGUGGAACGGCUCGGAAAAUGAUAGCCGGAUGGGCCAAAAGCGUUACCCUGCAGCAUCAUCUGAAUGCCAUGGAAGGAAAACCGACCAAUUCGUUGCAGUACCGCUUUGUGCGUAACUUUUUGCUCUCGAAAGUAAAGGACGCGCUAGGGUUGAGCCGCUGCAUGACCCUGGCGACUGCGGCCGCACCGAUGGAUCCGGAAACGAAAAAAUAUUUCAUGAGUCUUGAUCUGCCAAUCAUGGAGGCGUUCGGCAUGUCGGAAACUUGUGGAGCCCACUCUUUGACCACGGCCGAUAAUUAUAACUUUGCCACCAUCGGUAAAAGUCUUGGCGGAGUGGAGACCAAAAUUGACAAACCGGACGAGCGCGGCCAUGGGGAAAUUUGCAUGCGGGGCCGUCACAUUCUGAUGGGUUACGCCGGGGAGGAAACCAAAACCCGGGAAGCGCUGGACGACGAAGGUUGGCUGCACUCGGGAGAUGUGGGGUACAUUGAUGAUCAAGGAUUCAUCUAUAUUACCGGUAGAAUUAAGGAGCUUAUCAUCACGGCCGGUGGUGAAAACAUUCCACCAGUGCACGUCGAGAACCUGGUCAAAAACGAGCUGAUGCAGGUGAGCAACGCCUUCCUGGUGGGAGACAAGCGCAAAUUCCUGACGAUGCUGAUCACGCUCAAGACGGUGAUGAACCUGGACACCGGAGAGCCGAAGGACGAGCUCAGCCCGGAUACGAUCACCUGGAUGAAGGGCCUGGGGCUGGACCACACCAAAAUGAGCCAAAUUAUGGCAGCCGGACCGUGCCCCAAGGUUUUGAAAGCCAUCCAGGAGGGAAUCGAUCGUGCCAAUGCUAAAGCGAUUUCAAAUGCGCAAAAAAUCCAGAAGUUUGCCUUGCUGCCGUUGGACUUUUCCAUCCCCGGUGGAGAACUUGGUCCUACGCUUAAAGUCAAGCGCAACAUUGUGAAUCAAAAGUACAAAGAUAUAAUUGAAAAGUUCUACGAGUGAUGUUCGGCCGCGUGGCCGAACUGAAGCCUUUUGGGCCCGGGAACCUUGAGAUAUUUGUUUUAAAUUAAUAUUUCGUUUAUCGUGCCUGCUAUCCGAUAGAUAAUCGGCGAACUAGCAGUGAGACUUAAUGACACUAUUGCAGUUACUCUUUCCUACUUGAGUACCCACAAUUAAAAAGUAAUGUAGCCAAUCACCCUGGGACGGUGAAAAGUUUAGAUUUAAGUCAAGGUUGUCGAUAUUGUUGCUACUGUAAAUUUAGAGUGCCUAGAGUCAACUCGAGAAGAUAGUCUGUUUGCUUUUGUAUAUAUCUAAUAUAUAAAAUUGUUUUAUGGCAUUGCUAUUACCUCAUUAGUGCCGUAUUGUUAUCUGAAACAUAUCAGUUUAGUUGUUUACCCUUGAUGGGAGUGGCAAAGCUCCCAGACCAAAAAAGACAAAGAGCUCCCAGAGAUGAAACAAAUCGAUAGUGAAAAGGUUGGUUGUUAAUUGAAUAAAAUCAAUUUUCUUAGAA
Uranotaenia lowii is the source of this 1949-nucleotide messenger RNA. Its product is annotated as very long-chain-fatty-acid--CoA ligase bubblegum-like. The transcript has 6 exons. Gene Ontology annotation, cellular component: membrane; endoplasmic reticulum. Gene Ontology annotation, molecular function: long-chain fatty acid-CoA ligase activity. Bases 41 to 1441 code for a protein of 466 amino acids. The record is from RefSeq and is a predicted model, not a curated record. Lineage: Eukaryota; Metazoa; Arthropoda; Insecta; Diptera; Culicidae.